AAUCUUUUCCCUGGGAGACGAGACGGUACUCUGUUGGGUGUAGCUAGGGAGCGAGCGCUCUAUCUUCCAGCCCAAGUCUCCGCCUCUCUCCCUCUAGGGUUUCUCCUCUUCGUCACGCAAGCGCUCCAAAGAUGGAAGAGAAUCUCGAUGCUGCAAUAGAGACCCUUUUGAACGUGGAGAAGCAAAUGAGGCUUGCUGGUGAUGUUGCCGGAACCAAGAAAGCUGUUACUGACAUUGUGGAGCUUUGUUACAGAGCCCGUGCAUGGAAGACUCUGAAUGAUCAGAUAGUUCUUCUGUCAAAAAGGAGGGGCCAGCUUAAGCAGGCAGUCACUGCCAUGGUACAACAAGCUAUGCAGUAUAUUGAUGAGACACCUGAUAUUGAUACGCGCAUAGAAUUGAUCAAAACACUGAACAGUGUCUCUGCUGGAAAGAUAUAUGUUGAGAUAGAGCGGGCACGCUUGGUAAAAAAACUUGCAAAGAUUAAAGAAGAACAAGGCCUUGUUGCCGAGGCUGCUGAUUUAAUGCAAGAAAUUGCUGUGGAAACUUUUGGAGCAAUGGCAAAAACAGAGAAGAUAGCAUUCAUUCUCGAACAAGUUCGUCUGUGCUUAGAUCGCCAGGAUUAUGUACGCGCACAGAUUUUGUCAAGAAAAAUUAGUCCUCGGGUUUUUGAUGCAGUUGCUUCAAAGGAGAAGAAAAAGCCUAAGGAAGGUGAUAAUGUUGUUGAAGAGCCUCCUGCUGAUAUACCUUCCCUCUUAGAGUUGAAGCGCAUCUACUAUGAACUAAUGAUUCGUUAUCACUCUCACAACAAUGACUACCUGGAAAUUUGCCGUAGUUACAAAGCAAUAUAUGAUAUUCCAUCUGUGAAAGAGGACCCAGAACAGUGGAUUCCGGUGCUCAGGAAAAUUUGCUGGUAUUUGGUGUUGUCGCCACAUGACCCAAUGCAAUCCAGCCUUCUCAACUGUACCCUAGAAGAUAAAAAUCUUUCUGAAAUUCCUAAUUUCCGUCUGCUGUUAAAGCAGCUAGUUACCAUGGAGGUGAUACAGUGGACCGGUCUUUGGGAGAUGUAUAAGAAUGAGUUUGAGAAUGAGAAGACUAUGCUUGGAGGAUCUUUGGGUGCCAAGGCAGCAGAAGAUCUAAAACUGAGAGUCAUUGAACAUAAUAUUUUGGUAGUAUCAAGGUAUUAUUCAAGGAUUACCUUCAAGAGGCUUGCUAAUUUGUUGUGCCUGAGCUUACAGGUUAAUAAUUCAUGGUGCUUAUGGAUGAAAGAGUACGCAACAACGUCCGCAAUCUUGGUACCAAAUAUCAUCCCGGAAGGUGAGAAGCAUUUAUCGGAUAUGGUGGUGUCAAAAUCCCUGACUGCAAAGAUAGACAGGCCAAUGGGAAUUAUUUGCUUUCAGAGAGCCAAGGACAGCAAUGACAUCCUUAACUCUUGGGCGAUGAACUUGGAGAAGCUGCUUGACCUUGUCGAAAAAAGCUGCCACCAAAUACAUAAGGAAACCAUGGUUCACAAAGCUGUUCUGAAAGCUUAGUCACGUAUUUUACUAUGCCACAAUGAGAUUUUGUCUAGGACGGUGUGGAAUUCUUAAAGAGUUAUAAGAUGACAUGCCUCGGCUUCUAUUUUGCUUCCUCCCUGUCAAAUUUCUGUUUCAUUUUCUUUCAAGCACUCGAUAAUUCGUUCCAAGCUUUUUACAGGGAAGCGGCUGAGCACAUUCUUGUUAUACUGAUUAUAUUUGUAGUACUAAACCAUUUUGCAACAACCAUUAUAUGUUUUCCAGUGUCAAGUAUGGCAAUUUAUUAAAUGUACCAUAAAAUUUCUUUGAA
Elaeis guineensis (African oil palm) is the source of this 1821-nucleotide messenger RNA. Its product is annotated as 26S proteasome non-ATPase regulatory subunit 12 homolog A. Gene Ontology annotation, cellular component: proteasome regulatory particle, lid subcomplex; cytoplasm. The record is from RefSeq and is a predicted model, not a curated record. Lineage: Eukaryota; Viridiplantae; Streptophyta; Magnoliopsida; Arecales; Arecaceae.